GUUUCCCUUUUAGUGAAACAAGAAUAAGUCAAUUAACUUAAACUCACGCAAACCUGCUUUUUACCGUGAUGGAUUCGUUGUCUUUACGGUUCAAAAAUAAAAACAAUGCCCUACACAAAACCCCAAAAAAGGACGAAAAAUAAUAGCAGAGUAGAAGUAUAUAUUAAACAAAUGGACCGUCACUCAAGUGAAGCUGCCGGUGGGUCCCUUUUCACGGCUCUCUCACCACCGCCUCCAUCUCCUUCUUCCCCAAUUCUACCUUUUCCAUCCAUCCAUCCAUCCAUCUCCCCUGUUUCUGCAUUCCCUUCCCUCUCCCCUCGCUUUCACCAUUUUCGAUUUCCGAAUGCCAUGAAUUAUUACCAGAAACAUAGGCCUGCUCUGUGCACAUGAACUGGAUUUAGACAUCUCACAACAACUACACCAGCUCCCUUUCAUCUUCACUGAACUCUGCCCGAAUCUUCUCCUCCUCCUUUUUCAAGUUACAGAGCGGCGGCUUUUGCCAGCUUGCGCUCUCGCCGCCUCCGCAUUCCGUCAAUCAAAUGAGUAGAAGCAAUUUCCGAGAAUCUCUGGUCGGCGGUGGCGGUGGCGGAGGAGGCAGAACUCUCCUGGCCGCAUCUCAUCACCUCCACCGUCGCGGCCACAGUUUGAAUUCGCUAACCAAGGACUCCGAUGAGAACUUGGAUCUCUUCUCCAGGAACCGCCGCUCCUUCUCCCUCACCCCUUCCGAUGACCCCUCCGACGCUACUUCAGUCAAACUUGGGAGGCUUUCACUUGGAUCUGCCAAAGUCGCCCCCAAACCCGGGAUCGAUGAUCUACUCGCAUCCAUCGAAGGAGGCAAGAAUGAUUACGACUGGCUACUCACUCCUCCAGGAACUCCCCUUUUCCCGUCGGCGGAUGCAAAUGAGUCGUCACAACCCCCACCUCCAGUGGUAGCUCCUAGGAACAGUGCUGCUGGUCUCUCUAGAUCAACUUCUACAACAAAGGCUUCAAGGCUUUCAGUUUCACAAUCGGAGAGCUAUCAUUCCACUAGACCUGCUAGAAGUAGUUCAGUGACUCGUUCCUCUACUACGGCCUCGCAGUUCACUUCAUAUUCAUCCAAUAGAUCUCCAUCUUCAAUCCUAAACACAAGCUCAACUUCAGUCUCUUCUUACAUAAGACCAUCCUCCCCUCUCACUCGUUCACCAUCCAUAGGAAGGCCUUCGACGCCUUCAGGCCGCUCGUCUACAUCGAGGCCAUCAACUCCGUCCAGAGUUCGUACAUCGCCCAGUGUCUCUUUGCCGGAGCGAUCUCGACCAUCCCAACCCUCACGACCGUCGACCCCGACUUCUUCCAGGCCACAGAUCCCUGCAAAUUUGAACAAUGCUCCAGCUGCUCGCUCAAGUUCUCGUCCAUCAACACCAACGCGUCGGGCUCCUGUGUCUUCAAUAUCCCCUGUGUCAACUUCAGGUGGACGUCCUAUGUCAAGUGGGCGCACAUCAGCACCAUCAUCCCGCCCUAGCUCCCCGGGUCCACGAGUUCGAGCCCCUGCUCAGCAGCCUGUUGUUCCUCCUGAUUUUCCACUAGACACACCGCCGAAUCUUCGAACCACUCUGCCUGAGAGACCGCUUUCUGCUGGAAGGUCCAGACCAGGUGCUGCCAUCGGCGGAAGAGGAACCCAAGAUAGUGCAGCAAGCAAUGCCAAUGUGCCGCGAAGGAAUUCAUCCCCAAUUGUGACCAGAGGAAGAGUCUCGGAACCACCUGGAAGGGGUCGUAUCUCUUCCAAUGGCCAUGCUGGAGGAAUUGCCGAAAUGUUUCGUUUCUAA
This is a messenger RNA of Linum tenue, 1802 nucleotides long. The record is from the annotation of a GenBank genome assembly. NCBI's taxonomy places the organism in Eukaryota, Viridiplantae, Streptophyta, Magnoliopsida, Malpighiales, Linaceae.